AAAAACAACAACCUAGACUAUCUCUUCAAAGGGAAAAAAAACCUAGCGCCUCUCUGCUGACUGCCUCUCUUCAUCACUCACCGUCUCACCAUCUCUGCUUCUCUGUCCUCGCACGGACGGCACUGUCGCACCUCGCCAGUCGCCACCAAACACGGAACACCGGCGACUGGUCGCCGCCUCACCGGUCAGCAGGAGUCCUCGUUGGUUCCUAAUCUCGUUCCCAGAUAUUUGGAGCCGCUGGCAAUCUCUUUGGAUAGAGAGAAAUGGUCACUGGUCCAAUUUCUGUUUCCCUCAUCUUAUAGUGGAUAGAACCUCAAUUUUGAAACAAGGCGGGGAAUCCCCAUCCCCGAAAAUGGAUUUCUACGCACGCUUGCUGUAAGUUUUGUUUUGUACAUUCGAUUCUGUGCAUAGACAGGUGAAAUUAAUGGCAAAUUCUAUAACCGACCCAAUGGAGUCGAGUUUGGACCCGCUAGCUUCGGGUGAGUCGGAACAGAUAUCAGGAACGUCGUUAUUUCACCGGAGAAUCGAGUUCCAUUUGGCCCGCAAAGCAUUCAAUGGAUUUGGGAAUGGCAGUGGAGGAUUUCGGCUGGAGACGCUGAACCCGAGUUCGAAUUCAGCUUCGGUGCCCGACAAAGCUCCUGGGCCGGGCAACCGUCCCUCGAAUAAGGGUAGCGGCAACGAUGGGGUAGACUUUGAUCCGGAGCUCAGCCUCAACAUGACAUUCAGGAAAAUUAUGAGAAUUGGCGCUGGCUUAGAGAAUCUUGGAAAUACUUGCUUUCUCAAUGCAGUCUUACAGUGUCUGACAUACACUGAACCUCUAGCAGCAUAUUUGGAAAGCGGGAAGCAUCAAAAUUCUUGUCGUAAAGCUGGGUUUUGUGCUUUAUGUGCCAUCCAGAGGCAUGUGAGUCGUGCUCUUCAGGCAACAGGGAGAAUUCUUGCGCCAAAAGAUCUUGUGUCCAACUUGCGCUGCAUAUCUCGGAAUUUCCGCAAUGCUAGACAGGAAGAUGCACAUGAGUAUAUGGUGAAUUUGCUAGAAUCAAUGCAUAAAUGCUGCUUACCUUCAGGAGUUCCCAGUGGGUCUCCUGGUGCUUAUGAGAAAAGCUUGGUCCAUAGAAUGUUUGGUGGCCGCCUUCGCAGUCGGGUGAAGUGCAUGCAGUGUUCCUACUGCUCUGACAAGUAUGAUCCCUUCUUAGAUCUAAGUUUAGAAAUAAACAAGGCAGAUUCUUUAUACAAGGCACUGGAACACUUCACUGCCUCAGAGUUGUUGGAUGGAGGUGAAAAGCAGUAUAGCUGUCAACAAUGUAAACAAAAAGUUAGGGCUCGUAAGCAGCUCUCUGUUGACAAGGCCCCUCAUGUCCUUACCAUUCACUUGAAGCGGUUUGGUUCACACGUACCUGGGCAGAAAAUUGAUAAGAAGAUUCACUAUGGUCCUGUUCUGGAUUUAAACCGUUUUAUGAGUAGUCCCCAUACGAGUGAUUUGAAAUAUACACUUUAUGCUGUACUAGUUCAUGCUGGCUGGUCCACUCAUUCUGGCCACUAUUACUGCUUUGUUCGCACUUCUAGUGGGAUGUGGUAUUCCCUUGAUGAUAAUCAGGUCUUCCAGGUGAACGAGAGAAAGGUGUUGGAGCAAAAGGCAUACAUGCUUUUCUAUGUUCGAGAUAGGAAAAGUGCUUUGCCUAAGAGGCAUGUUGAUGUUGCACAUAAAGACAGCAGUUUAAUAAAUGGUGUAGGAAUUAAAGAGCAUAAAUGUGGUUCAACAAAGGAAGCUUCAAUAGCUGCUGGAAUAUGUUCUCCUCCAACUGCUACAUUGGGUAAUGUGUCAGAUGGAACUCAUAAUAUUUGCAGAGUCCCAACAGCAAUGACGAGGCCUAGUGGUUGUGAUACAGAUGUUAGGAUGAAAGAUGUGAAUGCCCCAAUGCCUGUACUUUCUAAGAAUAGUACCGUGGAUAAAGAUUCAUGUGGCUCUAUUGUACUGCCGUUAAGCUGCAAUGAGGAUGUAAUCAAUGAAAAGGAUUCGAGUAACAACUCCAGUCACAAACCAGACGAUGACAGUAUACCUAAAAAAUCUUUAGCUAGGUGUAGCAAGGGAAAAAGUAUUUCUGGAAAGGUAUUUGAACUUGGUGAGCAAAAUCUGAAAGAGGCAGGCCAAUUAAAGUCCAAUCAGGAAUGUGGUGAUGAUACUCAGAUUCACAGUUUCUCCAAGGGAAAUGAGACAAGUGAGAUUGGAUCUGAUAUAUUAGUUACCCGAUCAGACCCUUUGAGGACAAGCAAGACCAUACCACUGAAAGCCAAUGGGAAGACCAAGCUGAAAGUUAGAAAGAAGCAGCCUUUCAAGUCACAUAUCACCAGCAUGCAUCUUAGUUCCAUCAUCUUUGGUAAUGCAUUAUAUGUGAGAAGGAAGAGAAAACAAAAACUUAGAAAACAUUGCAUUUCACACAUCAACAAUAGGAGGAGUUUGGAGUACUUGAAUGGGGAACGUGCCCCGCCAAGCAGCUUUGGUCCUACUUCUGAUGUAGAGGUCUACAAUUCGGGUGUAAAAGAUCAACUGGAGCAAGGUAGAAUGGUUAAUGAAGUACCUAAAGAGAGAGCAGGGAAUGUUGAAACUGUACUUAUGACUGAUAAGCAGCUUGUAAAAAUGACUAGCUCCACCUCAUUAGGGAAUAAAUUUGAUGUUGGAGAAACUAUUGGUUUCAAAGAUGUAAAGCAGAGUGGUCUGAUGAAAAUGCUCACCAGAGGAUUAGAGGAGACAACAGUCGUAAGUUGGGAUGGCAAACAAAUUUCUCCUUUGGACGUUACUGAACCAGGAAAUGAGUGUGUCAAAAUUGGCUACAUUGGGGAUGAAUGGGAUGAGCAUUAUGAUCAGGGUAAGAGGAAGAAGGUAAGGAGUUCCAAACUUGACUUUGGUGGCCAAAAUCCAUUCCAAGAAAUUGCAAGCAAAAAGGCAAAGAUGAAGAGAGCAAAGCUGGCCAAUCAACCGGUUCGUAUAUGACUUAGUUUAAAAGUGUGUCUAGACAUUCAUUCAUGGAGGAAACAUAUUCUGGAGGCUUAAGAAUCUAAAGGCCGGUGUCCACCCCACCCCAGUUUUGUAUGUUGGGGAUCGAGUUUCAAAACAUUCAUCAGUGUGUAGAGUUGGAGAGAUAUAUGAGCAUCUUGUCUGAGAAAUCGGCCAAAGAUUAUAUCUUCCUCCAGGCCAUUUUGCAGGUUCAUCUUUUGGUCUAAUUUUUGUUUUUUUUUU
Molecule: messenger RNA, 3235 nt
Organism: Ipomoea nil (Japanese morning glory)
Lineage: Eukaryota; Viridiplantae; Streptophyta; Magnoliopsida; Solanales; Convolvulaceae
Product: ubiquitin carboxyl-terminal hydrolase 23-like
Exons: 13
Coding region: 425-2989 (854 amino acids)
Biological process (GO): protein deubiquitination
Cellular component (GO): nucleus; cytosol
Molecular function (GO): cysteine-type endopeptidase activity; cysteine-type deubiquitinase activity
Source: RefSeq, a predicted model, not a curated record